AUGGCCCUCGCAGCUCCCAGCACCGACGCCCAAGUCCUGAUCGCAGAAGAGUCAAGUCCAGAACAGACAUUCCGAACCUUCACAACAGAAACCGCCUGGACUCUCGGCAAUGCCCUCCGCACCCGAAUCCUCUCUCUCCCGUCCAACAAACGCAAACCGGCUCUGAUUUCCAUCGCAUUGGCAACAGCAACAUCCGGCGGCGUUCCGCUCCACGUGCUCUUCCAAAGCGCAACAGAGAGCGGUACCAUUCCCGAUAAUGAGAACUGGGUGCGACGUAAGCGCAACACCGUCUUGCGCUGGGGUGUUUCUAGCUGGGCAAUGAGACAAAAGACAAUUGGUGGACUGGUUGCGGGCGCGUCAGCUGAUCAGAUUGAGGCGGCGUUCGUGAAGAAAUAUGCUAUUGCUAGUGCAAACGGGGGCGCCGUUGCUGAUGAGUAUGCUAUCCAUGGCGGCGGAUAUCCUAUUCGUGUUAAGGGCGUUGAGGGCAUCGUCGCUGUUGUUGUUGUUAGUGGGUUGAAACAAGAGGACGAUCAUCAGGUUGUUGCUGAGACUGUUCGGGAUAUUGUUGCCCAGCAGAACUAG
Molecule: messenger RNA, 582 nt
Organism: Penicillium canescens
Lineage: Eukaryota; Fungi; Ascomycota; Eurotiomycetes; Eurotiales; Aspergillaceae
Product: DUF967 domain protein
Exons: 2
Coding region: 1-582 (193 amino acids)
Biological process (GO): post-translational protein targeting to endoplasmic reticulum membrane
Cellular component (GO): TRC complex
Source: RefSeq, a predicted model, not a curated record